ACGCGCGCUUCCUUUCAUCUGCCUCGGUCAGUCCCGCCGGCUGGGGUCAGGCACUCCCUUACAAGGGAGGCGACCAUGGCCGGAGGAACUGCGAGGAGAUGAGGCAGCCGCGGGAGAGCGAGCGAGCGGGCGGGACGAUAUUCCAGUUCAGAGUAAGGUUUGAUGGUUCUCCGGUGGUUGGCCAGGCUGGCAGGAGGUGAUGGGAAUUGUAGUCCAUGAACAUCUGGAGCACCAUAGGCUUAGGAUUUGACAUGUGGUGGUUCCAGCAAGGGCUGAGUAUCUUGCCUUCAGCCCUUGUAGUCUGGUCAUCUGCUUCAUUUAUAUUUUCCUAUGUUACUGCAGUCCUUCUUCGUCACGUUGACCCUUUGGUGCCUUACAUCAGUGAUACAGGGACAGUACCUCCUGAAAGAUGUUUGUUUGGGAUUAUGUUAAACGUUUCUGCUCUUUUGGGCAUUGCUACCAUGUAUGUCCGAUACAAGCAAGUCUUUUAUUUGAAUCUUGAAGAAGCUGCAAUCCUCAAGUUAAAUAAAGCUGGCUUGGUGUUAGGAAUGGUCAGUUGCUUUGGGCUUUGCGUCAUUGCAAACUUCCAGAAAAGCACUCUGAUUGUCAUGCAUGUAGUUGGAGCUUGUCUCACAUUUGGAGUAGGAACCUUUUACAUGAUCGUUCAGACCAUUCUUUCCUAUAAGAUGCAACUCACAAAAAAGAGUGUCUUCAGGAUCAGAUUGGUGGUUCUGUUGUGGUGUGCAGCCAGCAUAGUGAGUAUGUUUAUUUCUUCAGUCAUUUUAUAUAGUGGCUGGUAUGGAGUGGAUUUAAUACAGAAGCUGCACUGGAACUCCAACGAGAAAGGAUACAGUAUUCACAUGACAAGCACAGUCUCUGAGUGGUCUUUGGCUUUCUCUUUCCUUGGUUUUUUUCUUACUUACAUCCGUGACUUCCAGAAAAUUACCUUGCAUGUAGUAGUGCAGCUGGAUGGAUACAGUCUUAACUGUACAAAUCCACAGUUUACUGAUGAACCACGACAGCCAAUCUCAGGAAACUUGUGAGAAACGAUUAAUAGGAUGUGUUCUUACUCUCAGUAACUCAGGAAUUUUGACAUCUGCCCUACUAGCAAGUCCUAACCAAGAGAUGCCUGAAAGUGUCCUUUUCACUAGCCUGGCAAAUGUAACAGUUUUUAGGAUUGAGCCUAAAAUGCAAGAAGUGCAAAUAUGACAUGUUGUGUAUUUUAUAUGAAAAUAAUGAAGGAAUAUGACUGAAUACUGUUAAUCAUGUAUGUGAAAGAAGCUUUUAAUUAAUGUACAAAACUGUGCAAUUCUUAACGUGUAGUAAUAUUGUCAGCAACUAGCUGGAACACAUUUUAAUUUUUUUUAAUGACUAUUAAAUGUACAGAUUCA
Messenger RNA from Sphaerodactylus townsendi, 1391 nucleotides. It is a transcript of the gene DRAM2, whose product is annotated as DNA damage regulated autophagy modulator 2. The record is from RefSeq and is a predicted model, not a curated record. NCBI's taxonomy places the organism in Eukaryota, Metazoa, Chordata, Lepidosauria, Squamata, Sphaerodactylidae. The coding region runs from base 216 to 1043 and encodes 275 amino acids. Gene Ontology annotation, biological process: photoreceptor cell maintenance; regulation of autophagy. The transcript has 9 exons. Gene Ontology annotation, cellular component: lysosome.